AAAUCUUUAAAAACAGUAUGUCUGAAAACAAAUCUGCUUUUAUCUUACCUCCUAUUCAUGAUAGUGAACAUGGAUGGGGACCUGCCAAUGUUAUUCCUUCUCAAUUCCGAGAUAUUCCUUAUGCCCCUUAUAGUAAAGGUGACAAACUAGGUCGUGUGGCUGAUUGGACUAAUCCUGAUGGUCAAAAACAAGACAACCGUGAAAAUACUGGUCGUCAAGGAAGAACUGGAUUCAAUCGUUUCAAUCGUGAUCAACAUCAAAGUUACGGUGCUUCUUUUGCUUCUGCCUUUGCUUACACUCAUACCGAAGACGAAUCCUCCUUCUCUGUGGUCGAUAAUCGAUCUGCUACUGUCAAGAAGAUGGCUCUUAAGGCUGCUGGUGGUAAUACUCGUGCUCGUCCUCAAAAUAAACAACAACAACAAUUACAACAACAACAACAGCAACAACAACAAGGUUAUCGUACUGUCGCUUCUCGUCCUACUGGUGGAAAACAACAAACUCAACAAGCUCGUAAACGUUAUGGUCAUCGUGAUUACGACAAACCUCAACGAGUUCGCAAUGCUUCGGUGAACAUUGGUGCUGAUUGGAAUCUUUUGGAUGAAAUUGAAUUCAGUCGAUUAAGCAAGUUGACUUUUGGUAUUCCUGAAGCUGAAGAUAUUGCUACCUUUGGAUCUAUCAAUUAUUACAACAAAUCUUAUGAUCGUGUUAAUACUCGCAACGAAAAGGCUCUUCAACAUAUCGAUCGUGUCAAGUAUGAUACCACUACAUCUGAAGAUCCUGUCAUUCAACAAUUUAUCAACGAAGACAAGGCCACUGUAUAUGCUACUGAUGCUGUAUUAUCUCUGUUAAUGUGUGCCACUCGUACUGUUUAUCCUUGGGAUAUUGUUGUCAAGAAGGAAAAUGACAAGGUGAUUUUGGAUAAGCGACCUGGCGGUGUAUUUGACUUUGUUACUGUGAACGAAAACACCAUGGAUCCUCCUGCAGAAAAUGAUAAGGAUACAAUCAAUUCUUGGUCUGCACUCUGCAACGAAGCUACUUAUAUUAAUCAAAACUUUGCUCGUCAAGUGCUUGAACCUUCCACUGCUGUCACAUUCGACAAGGCCAAUCCUUUUGCUACUGCUGACACCACUAAUAAGCUUGCUUCUUGUGGUUACCGUUAUCGUCAAUUCAACCUUGCAUCUACCAAUCAAGAUGAAUCUGUGGAACCCAUCAACAUGAUUGUCCGUACCGAAGUCGAUGCUGCUGUCAAGACGGGUAACAAGAACACUUUGGUGACCAUCCGUGCUUUGAAUGAAUUUGAUCCAAAUGCUCAAGGUGCCGGUGGUGCAUUAUCAUGGAAGAAAAGUUUGGAUUCUCAACGUGGUGCUGUGGUAGCUACUGAAAUGCGAAACAAUGCUGCCAAGUUAGCUCGAUGGGCUGUCCAAGCUUUGUUGGCUGGUGCUGAACAACUCAAAUUGGGUUAUAUUGCUCGUGCUACUCCCAAGGAUAAUUCUCGUCAUGUCAUUUUGGGUACCCAAGCCUACAAACCUCGUGAUUUUGCUGCUCAAAUGAACUUGUCCUUGACCAAUGGUUGGGGGAUUGUCAAGGCCGUCGUGGAUAUGUGUUUACAAUUACCUGAUGGUCGCUAUGUCAUGAUGAAGGAUCCCAAUAGACCUAUCUUGCGUAUUUAUGCUGUCCCUGGUGAAGAUGAUUUGGAUGCCGAAUAUGAUGAUGAAGAAGGUACCGAACAAGAUGAUACUACCAUUGACAAUUAGUUUUCUUUUUUUUUUUCUAUAUCAUUUACUUUUACAAUUUUGUGUUUUAUUUUUUUUUUUUUUUAUUGUUUACCACAUUAUGCAUUUGUCAUUCC
Messenger RNA from Halteromyces radiatus, 1849 nucleotides. Its product is annotated as eukaryotic translation initiation factor 3 subunit D. Bases 18 to 1754 code for a protein of 578 amino acids. The record is from RefSeq and is a predicted model, not a curated record. Lineage: Eukaryota; Fungi; Mucoromycota; Mucoromycetes; Mucorales; Cunninghamellaceae. Gene Ontology annotation, molecular function: translation initiation factor activity. The transcript is spliced from 3 exons. Gene Ontology annotation, cellular component: eukaryotic translation initiation factor 3 complex; cytoplasm. Gene Ontology annotation, biological process: translational initiation.